AUGCUUCCUACAAGAGUCCUCCGCGCCGCCCGCGGGCCCAAGCCCAACAUCACCGGCUUCAACAUGCGAGCAUUCAAAGAGGCCGCCGGCCAGCCCCGCUACGACCCCUGGGAGCGAGCGGAGGCCUGGAGAUACACCGGCACUUUUUCCCGGCGGAACCGCUUCAAGGGCGCGCUCCCCGGCCUCGGCACUGCAACGGUUCUUUUCGCGGGAUACUGCCUCUACGAACACUUCUUCCUCGACGACGAGCAUCAUCAUGCCACGGCCCACGGCCAGGAGGAGCACCACUGA
Messenger RNA from Hirsutella rhossiliensis, 291 nucleotides. Its product is annotated as NADH-ubiquinone oxidoreductase b12 subunit family protein. The coding region runs from base 1 to 291 and encodes 96 amino acids. The record is from RefSeq and is a predicted model, not a curated record. Lineage: Eukaryota; Fungi; Ascomycota; Sordariomycetes; Hypocreales; Ophiocordycipitaceae. The transcript is spliced from 3 exons. Gene Ontology annotation, biological process: electron transport chain; mitochondrial respiratory chain complex I assembly. Gene Ontology annotation, cellular component: mitochondrion.